AUGCUCCCCGCUUCACAACUGGCAGCUGCCUUGGCCACUGCGGGCCUCUUCCUCGCCUUCGGGUCCGUGGAGGCUGCGUCGGGCUUACAAGCUCACAUACGGCAACCCGCAGCGGUGUCUUACCAGGGCCGGAACAACUGCCCAACCCUCUGUAGCGUGUCGGGUCCAGACCCGGCCAACUGGACAGCAUAUCACAAUCUGGACCAAGUGGCACACUGCAAAGAGACAGUUUUCUACCACUUCUCUCUCCACGAUGCGGUUGACGUUGGCAGUAUGCCGCACCGCAUCUAUGCCUGCACUUCAUUCGGCACGACAAAGAAGGCGGGCAUUGAGGCCGCCGCGGAUAAGGCCGCCGUACAGACGUUGAACAAUGCAUCCUUUACGCUUGGCCGCUGGGGUGACUUGGCUCCCCAGCGUGUUGAUCUGCGCGCUCUGUCAAAACAGAUGCGCCGCUUCAUGGCCGACGGCUUCACGGGGGCGAACAAUGCGCCAUUUGUAUUGUUUGCGCAAACCGUCAGCAGCACGGCCGGUCUCUACAUGGGAAAGUACGUUGAAGUUCAGCCGACGGCGAGUGACGCACUCCUGGCCAUGGAGAAUUCGUUAUAUGGCUCCAACAAUACAGGCGGCAGCGUAGCUCUUGAGCUGUGCGGAGAAGGCUAUGAUGGCAUUGCCGCUGCAAACAGCCUGACGACUGAUGAGAUUGAAAGCUACAACGAAAACACGUGGGCAUGGAACGGCUGCAGUCUGCUGUAUGUUGGCAAUAUCAUCUGUCUUAGCAGCGGCACGCCGCCUAUGCCUGCGCCCCUUGCAAAUGCCGUGUGUGGCCCUCAAAAACCCGGCACUACGGCGCCGUCCAGCGGCACGGCUAACAUUUCGAGCCUCAACCCGUGCCCGCUCAACGCCUGCUGUGAUAUUUGGGGCCAGUGCGGUAUAACAGCCGAGUUUUGCACCGACACAAAUACGGGAGCGCCUGGAACAGCCAAGCCAGGAACUAAUGGCUGCAUCUCGAACUGUGGCACUGACGUGGUGAAGAGCAGCGCACCGGCCGAGUUCAUCAGCCUGGCUUACUACGAAGGCUACAGCUUCGGCCGUCCUUGCCUGUACCAGGAUGCGCGCCAAAUCGACACGAGCAAAUUCUCACACAUUCAUUUUGCUUUCGGCGUGCUGAGCGCCGACUAUGAGGUGUCGACGGGAGAUGAUCUCAGCACCUACGAAUUCAAUGCUUUCCAGCGACUGACUAACGUCAAGCGAGUGCUCUCUUUUGGCGGCUGGGCCUUCUCGACCGAGCCAGCCACUUACAACAUUUUCCGUACCGGUGUCACAUCUGCAAAUCGCCUGACCAUGGCCACCAAGAUUGCCAAUUUUAUCAAGGAUAACAACCUGGACGGCGUUGACAUUGAUUGGGAAUAUCCAGGGGAGCCUGAUAUACCUGGCAUACCUGCUGGCAAUGAUGAUGAUGGAACCAAUUAUCUCGCGUUCCUAGUCGUGCUCAAGAAUCUGCUUCCUGGCAAGACGAUUUCUAUUGCCGCCCCCGCCUCCUAUUGGUAUCUCAAAGCAUUUCCCAUUGACAAGAUUUCCAAGGUUGUUGACUACAUCGUAUUCAUGACAUAUGAUCUUCAUGGCCAAUGGGAUGCGAACAACCAGUUCUCGCAGGAGGGUUGCAGCACCGGAAUGUGCCUACGUAGCCACGUCAAUCUAACCGAGACUAAGACUGCCCUGGCGAUGGUCACCAAAGCUGGUGUGGCUUCAAACAAAGUCGUUGUCGGCGUAAGCAGCUACGGUCGUUCGUUUGCUAUGGCCCAAGCCGGUUGCUAUACGCAUGACUGUUUGUACACUGGCACUGCUACACAGUCUAACGCCGCCGAAGGCCCAUGUACUGGUACGGCUGGCUAUAUCUCAGACGCCGAAAUCUAUGACAUCGUCAACAAUAAUUCCAGCCGCGUCAACCAGAACUUUGUUGACAGCACGAGCAACAGCCGUGUUGUUGUCUACGAUGACAUUCAAUGGGUAGCCUUUAUGGAUGACUCCAUCCGUUCUCAACGCUCUGCGCUCUACAAAGGGCUGGCAAUGGGAGGUACCACCAACUGGGCCAGCGAUCUUGAGUCAUACAAUGAUGCCCCGGACACCAGUAACUCAUGGGACUCUUUCAAGCUCAAUAUCAAAGUCGGUGUAGAUCCGUAUGCUGAGGGGGAUAGACACGGCAACUGGACCGACAUAGCCUGUGACGACCAGUCCGUGCAAAAUAUCAACGGCCUGACGCCUCAGCAGCGCUGGAACAUGAUGGAUGGACCUGACGCUUGGUCCGAUGUCAUCGAUGUAUGGAAUGACUUCGACAAGGCUAAGGGCACACACUUCACUAUGUCUGUCUCGAACACCAUUCACGGACCCGAGCUAGCCGACUGUGGAUCAUUGCUCACUACCAACAACUGUGAGCAGACUUUGCAGUGCAUUGGCUUCCAGGGCGGUGGCUCAGGUGCGGCCGGCUACGAGAUUUGGAACUCCAUGGUUAUAAUCCAUGAGAUGUAUGCGAGCUACGUUACUGCCCUUUACCAAGCUGCCGCGGCGUCUCUGGACCCAGCGCUCAAAGACUUCGAGAACCAAUUUGCACCUAUUCCACCCCCAUACGAUGACACAUGGCUGCAAAUCCUCUUAGCAUGCACAAAUUUAGUAGGCACUGUUGCCGUAUCCGGCUUCUUGAACACUAUCCUGAAGUCAAUGCCAUACUGGAGGGCGAACUCGGUCUCAUACGACAAUUGGAAGGACACAGGAAAGGCUUUGGUGUCCUUCGGCGUGUCUAUUGCUGGAACACUCUCAGGCAAAGGCGGCGACUCGGAUUGGACUGCUGAAAAGCAAGAUGCCUUCUCCGACUACAUGGGUCAGGUAGUCUCUGCUUGGGGUAAUGUUACCGAGAUGUCUCUUAAACAGCUUUUCGACGGCACGGAUUCAUCUGUCAGUCUGUUAACAAGCCUAAUCGCCGACGGCCACAUGAUUGAGGGUGCUGUCAACAACGCCGUGGCAUACCCAGAUGUCACUGCGGGGGGCACGACGCUUGCGGAACUCCAGGCUAGCAUUUCCAAAGCCUUCUUCGCGUUUGCCAUUCCAGCUCUAUGGUCCGUCGCCGGUACACGAGCCUUUAUUCUUGACACCGGCUACGACUGCGGCACCGUUGACCCAGAGGACGAGUACCUGAGCACUGACACAAUGCAUAAAACAGCAGGCUGCUAUGAUGGCAAAUUGUAUUAUCUCGUUGAUCCUAGUGGCGAUGCCCAGGACUGUAGCAGCUGCGAUGGCUGCGCGGUCACCUGUACUGACAAUGACUUCUCGGCACCGCCAGGUAUCGACACGCUUGAUGGGUCGCGCUUUGGCGGUGUCACCGUGUCCGAUCUGAUCACCGGUGCCGUCCGCACAUAUAUCCAAAACGGCAACGCCAACGGUGGCGCCCAGACAGAUCCGACCAACGGCGGGUCACUCGAUGAUCUGAUGGACCAGGAUGUCACCACGCCCGGGUUUAUCCGCAUUCCUGUGUGCAGCCCUGAUGUUGCCUUCGCAGCCUGGUCAGAUACCGACGUGGAUAAAGACGUCGAGAACUAUCCUUGCUAUGUCAAGCCUUCUAUUAGCGACUGUGAGGAUUCUUCGUUUGUCGACCAAACCAGCGAUGCCUCUCCCUCGGUAGACGACUGCAUGGGUAUCGUCAAUAAUAUCAAAGGUACCCAGGGCGAGUGGGAGGUCGAAAACGCCAUUGGCACGCAACACCAGCUUGUUCAGUAUGGCGACUGCAAAUUCGGCAUCCAGGGCCUUAACAAGCACGGCAACAUCGACUUCUAUAUUGGGGCCCAGGAUAUCGUCGAUAUCAUCACCGAAUCCGUCAAACAAUUUGGCGGCAGUGGUAAAGUCGGUGCCAAGGGCCAGAUGGACUGUAAAGGAGAUGUCAACAGCCAGGAUGUUGAAUGGGGCUUAUACUAA
Molecule: messenger RNA, 3963 nt
Organism: Phaeoacremonium minimum UCRPA7
Lineage: Eukaryota; Fungi; Ascomycota; Sordariomycetes; Togniniales; Togniniaceae
Product: putative glycoside hydrolase family 18 protein
Exons: 8
Coding region: 1-3963 (1320 amino acids)
Biological process (GO): carbohydrate metabolic process
Molecular function (GO): hydrolase activity, hydrolyzing O-glycosyl compounds; chitin binding
Source: RefSeq, a predicted model, not a curated record